Hyla sarda is the source of this 3786-nucleotide messenger RNA. Its product is annotated as zinc finger protein 665-like. Bases 417 to 3482 code for a protein of 1021 amino acids. The record is from RefSeq and is a predicted model, not a curated record. NCBI's taxonomy places the organism in Eukaryota, Metazoa, Chordata, Amphibia, Anura, Hylidae. Gene Ontology annotation, molecular function: DNA-binding transcription repressor activity, RNA polymerase II-specific. The transcript has 12 exons. Gene Ontology annotation, biological process: negative regulation of transcription by RNA polymerase II.
CUCACACAGGUCACAUGAUGGUGACAUCACACAGGUCCUUCAUCCUCUUCUCACACAGGUCACAUGAUGGUGACAUCACACAGGUCCUUCCUCCUCUCCUCACACAGGUCACAUGAUGGUGACAUCACACAGGUCCUGUGCUCCUCCUGAUGCCUGCAGGUCCUGUGUGUGUUGGAGAUUCCUUAUUCUCUGGACCUUGUAUACAGAGGAGAUAGAGAUAUAUAUAUGUGACAGUCACUGCUGAGCUGCGUUACAUUGUGUUGGUGCAGUGUUAGCUCCGCCCCAUAUGACUGUAUUACACAUGUAUGUCGGUGACUGCGGCUGUAGCGGUGUUGGCGGUUGUAUUGUCCUCCAUGGGAUAUAACCAGUGUUAUCCGCCAUUACUAAUACACCCCAGUUGUCUCCUCUUCCCCUGAAUGACCCCAAGGAUGGAGAAGGACAGGAAUGAGAUGACUAAGAGAAUAUUACACUUCACCUUGGAGAUCCUCCACCUGCUGACCGGAGAGGAAUAUACCAUAGUGAAGAAGACAUCGGGGGAGUGUGUGGCCCCCAGCAGCCAUCUCCAUAAGUCAGGAGGACAGAGCAGGGCCCGGGGCCCCAUCACGGAGCCUCCAUCUCACUCACUGCUACAUGAGGAGAAGAUCCUAGAACUCAUCCACAGGAUCACUGAGCUGCUUACUAGAGAGGUUCCUAUAAGGUGUCAGGAUGUGGCGGUCUAUUUCUCCAUGGAGGAGUGGGAGUAUGUAGAAGGACACAAGGAUCUGUACCAGGACAUAGUCAUGAUGGAGGAUCACCGGCCCCUCACACCACAAGAUGGAGUCAUUGAUAGAAAUUCACCCGAGAGGUGUCCCCGCCCUCUGGAUUCCCAAGACUGUCCAGAGAGAAAUGUCUCAGAGAACCAUCAGGGUGAAGAUCUGAUGGAUAUUAAGGUUGAGGUUAUAGAUGACGAAGAGGAAGAAACGGGUGUCAUGGCCGAUCAGCAGUAUGCCAUCAGAAAUCCACCCGAGAGGUGUCCCCGCCCUCUGUAUUCCCAGGACUGUCCGGAGGGAAAUGUCCCAGAGAAGCAUCAGGGUGAAGAUCUGAUGGAUAUUAAAGUUGAGGUUAUAGAUGAUGAAGAAGAGGAAACGGAUUUCAGGGCCAAUCAGCAGCAUGGAUAUAGAGGAGGUGAUGUAUUCAUUCCCUGUGUGUUCCCUACAGAUGGAGUCAUGGAUAGAAAUCCACCCGAGAGGUGUCCCCGCCCUCUGUAUUCCCAGUACUGUCCAGAGGGAAAUGUCCCAGAGAAGCAUCAGGGUGAAGAUCUGAUGGAUAUUAAGGUUGAGGUUAUAGAUGAAGAAGUGGAAGAGACGAGUGUCAUGGCCGAUCAGCAGGAUGGAUAUAGAGGAGGUGAUGUAUUCAUUCCCUGUGUGUUCCCUACAGAUGGAGUCAUUGAUAGAAAUCCACCCGAGAGGUGUCCCCGCCCUCUGUGUAAUGUAAUAAUUCCAGGAGGUGUUACCCCAGAACAUCCCAGUAAUAACUUUGAUGAAAACCUAUUAUCCCUGAAUUAUAAAGCCGAAGAUGAUGAUGAUGACGAUCUCGUGCCGCACUCUUCAGGAGACCUCCUCACCCUUAAUGAAGAUCCAGAAUGGUCCCAAAGAAAUGAAUGUGGGAAACAAUUUAUAAAAAGCUCAGGUCUUACACACAGAAGAAUUAAGAGACGACCAAAGCCGUAUACAUGCUUUCAGUGUGGGAAAUGUUUUGCCGGAAAAAAAACUUUUCUUAAGCAUCAACAAAAUCAUGGACGAAAGACGCCGUAUCCAUGUCCAGUAUGUGGGAAAUAUAUUUCAUUAAAAUCAAAUCUAGUAAAACAUUUGAGAAUUCACACAGGAGAAAAGCCGUAUUCGUGUUCAGUAUGUGGGAAAUGUUUUGCAAAUAAAUCAAAUCAUAUUACACAUGAGAGAAGUCACACAGAAGAUAAGCCAUUUCCAUGUUCAGAAUGUGGGAAACGUUUCAUAUCAAAACAACAUCUUGAAAAACAUGAGAGAACUCACACUGGGGAAAAGCCAUUUGCAUGUACAGAAUGUGGCAAAUGUUUUACAACAAAAACAAGUCUUGUGAAUCACGAGAGAGGUCACACCGAAGACAGACCGUAUCCAUGUUCAGAAUGUGGAAAAAGUUUUACAACAAACUCUCAUCUUGUAAAACACGUGAGAAUUCACACAGGAGAGAAACCGUAUCCAUGUUCAGAAUGUGGGAAAAGUUUUAUUACUAAAGACAGACUCAAGGUUCAUCAGAGAUUUCACACAGGAGAGAAACCAUUUACAUGUUCAGAAUGCGGGAAAUGUUUUACAUCUAAAUCAAAUCUUGUCAAACAUGAGAGAAGUCACUCAAUAGAUAAACAAUUUCCAUGUUUAGAUUGUGGGAAGUGUUUUUUAUCAAAAUCAAAUCUUGUUAUACACCAGAGAAUUCACACAGGAGAGAAGCCGUUUCCAUGUUCAGAAUGUGGAAAAGGUUUUUAUACUAAAGACAAACUCAGGGUCCAUGAGAGAAGUCACACAGGGGAGAAACCAUAUCCAUGUUCAGAAUGUGGGAAAUGUUUUACAUCAAAAUCACAUCUUGUAAGUCAUCAGAGAAUUCACUCAGGAGAGAAGCCUUAUUCAUGUUCACAAUGUGGAAAAGAUUUCUAUACUAAAGGCAAACUCAAUGUCCAUGAGAGAAAUCACACAGGGGAGAAACCAUAUACAUGUAUAGAAUGUGGGAAAAGUUAUACUUCACAUUCACAUCUUGUAAAUCAUAAGAGAAUUCAUACAGGAGAGAAGCCGUAUUCAUGUUCACAAUGUGGGAAAUAUUUCACAGAUAAAUCAAACUUUAGCAGACAUGAGAAAAGUCACAUGGCAGAAAAGCAAUUUAUAUGUUCAGAAUGUGGGAAAUGUUUUAUGACUGAAGCAAAACUCGAUGAUCAUCAUAGAAGGCAUACAGGAGAGAAACCAUAUAUAUGUACAGAAUGUGGGAAAUGUUUUCUAGAAAAAUCAAGUCUUGCUAGACAUGAGAGAAGUCACACAGGAGAAAAGCCGUUUCCAUGUUUACAAUGUGGGAAAUGUUUUCUAGAAAAAUCAAGCCUUGUUAUACAUGAGAGAAUUCACACAGGAGAGAAGCCAUUUUCAUGUUCAGACUGUGGAAAAUGUUUUACUGGUAAAUCUGGCCUUGCUAAACAUCAAAGAAAUCACACUGGAGAGAAGCCGUUUUCAUGUCCAGAAUGUGGGAAAUGUUUUUUAACUAAUAGCAAACUCAAGGCUCAUCAGAGAAGUCACACUGGGGAAAAACCAUAUUCUUGUUCAGAAUGUGGGAAAUGUUUUACAGAGAAAUCAAACCUUAUUAGACAUCAGAGAAAUCACACUGGGGAGAAGCCAUAUUCAUGUUCAGAAUGUGGAAAAUGUUUUACCGAUAAAUCAGGUGUUAUAAAACAUCAGAGAAUUCACACCGGGGAGAAGCCUUAUUCAUGUUAGGAAUGUAGGAAAUGCUGUAAGAGCAAACAAAAAAUCUUCGCCCAUCAGGUUAUUGUCGGAUAUUAUACAGACAGGAAGAGGUUUAUUAAUAUGGAAUUAUCUUGUAUCUGCUGAAAAUCCAAAUGAUAUUUACCGGAGGUCACCAGGACCGGAAUCCUGACAGUAUGGAAGCUUCUUGUUCUUUUAUUCAUAAACUCGAACUGCAGGAGAAUUCUGGGCGACAAACUGAAGAUCUAAGGAACCUCCCGUGUAACCUUUUUACUCACAUAUGUAUCAAUGGUUUGUUUUAAUUCAUACAGAAUAA